Messenger RNA from Coccinella septempunctata (seven-spotted ladybird), 942 nucleotides. RefSeq lists its product as uncharacterized. The coding region runs from base 222 to 887 and encodes 221 amino acids. The record is from RefSeq and is a predicted model, not a curated record. Gene Ontology annotation, biological process: mitochondrial respiratory chain complex I assembly. The transcript is spliced from 4 exons. NCBI's taxonomy places the organism in Eukaryota, Metazoa, Arthropoda, Insecta, Coleoptera, Coccinellidae. Gene Ontology annotation, cellular component: mitochondrion.
CUAUGAGUUAACCCUAAAAUUCACAUGGUUUUGAUUUUCAUUUUCCGGAUAAAUUGAAAAUAAUUCAAAACUUUGUUUCGCUACAAAACAGAGAUAAAUUGUCUCUACUUAUAUUGUAACGUAACAAAUUCUGCCCAGAACACAAAAAUUGGCUUAACCUCAGAAAAUCCUUAAUAUUUCGAAUCAACUUUUUGGAAAGAAAUUGAUCUUGAAAUUAUAAAAUGGCUUUACUGAAAUCUAAAUUUUCCGAAAUGCCCGCGGAUGCAGUACAGCUGACCGAAUUUGAAGCUAUUCAGUAUCAAACAAAAAUUAUGAAAAACUGGAAAAACAAAUCUGAUGUAUUUGCCUUCAAUUACGCAACAUUGUCUUUAAGUUGGGCAGGUGCUACAACAGGAAUGUAUUUGAAUAAUUAUUAUCGCAAUAAACUCAAAUUGCACACCUUUGGAAGGUUUAUAUCGGUAGUUCCAAUGGUUAUUUUGCCAGGAUUUUUACCAUAUUUACUGCAUUGCGAAAUGAUUCUUCCAGAUCUAGUUUUGGGUUCUACAGGAUGUCCAAUUUGUAUUGAAGCACGUGCAUCAUGUAUACAGGCAUUUACUGGCUUUUUACUGCCAGCAGCGUUGACACCCCUUUCUGCUUUUUCGCUGUCCCACACACGUGCAACUUACGAUAUUCCAUAUUUGCACAAGGAACCCAUGAAAGUUUUCAAACUUUAUGUGAAGUUAACUAAACCAAUAGCUAACGUUAUGUUAGCUAUAGUCUUAGGACAAAUGCUCCUUGCUUCUGGCGUGACUUACUUUGAGGCAAAAUCGAUAAACACUGUCAAGAGAAAGUUGAGCGAAUUAGAGUACAACUUAGAGCAUGGGAUUGAGGCAGAAUAUGAUUUCUAAGAAAUUAUUUGAUUUAUUUAUAGUUAGUAAUAAAGUUACUUUUAGCUAGUAAAAA